Lactuca virosa is the source of this 1374-nucleotide messenger RNA. Lineage: Eukaryota; Viridiplantae; Streptophyta; Magnoliopsida; Asterales; Asteraceae. The record is from the annotation of a GenBank genome assembly.
AUGCUUAUUAUUCUCCUAUUCCUCCUCCUGUUAACAUGCCACCCCCGUCAUGUCACCACCACCAACCACCUGCAACCAGUAGAUACCAUGGAUCCAUCGGAGCUACAAACCCUCUACAGUAUAAUGGAAACACUCUCUCUCGACCAAAAAUGGAGACUCAACUAUCCAAACCCAUGUAAACCUUCCACUUCUUGGGUUGGAAUUGAAUGCAAACGAGGUGUUACAGACUCUCAUCUUCAUGUCACAAGACUUGAUUUUGGUACCUCUCCAAACCCUACCUGCAAGAACACUGCUACCUUUCCUUCACAGAUCUUUCAGCUUCCUUACCUUCAGUCUGUAUUCUUCUUUCAGUGUUUCACCAAAACCAAAACAACAAUUUCUGUCUCAAAGAACAGAACUGGAAGUCCUGGACCUUCUUCCCUGCAGCAGCUAAGUCUCAGAUCAAAUCCUAGUCUUGUUGGCUCUAUACCUUCUCAACUCUUCUCCCAUUUAUCUUCACUUCAGAUUCUUACCAUAUCACAAACCAGAAUCUCCGGCAGGAUCCCGCCGGAGAUCUCGCAGUUGAGUUCGCUUGUUCAUCUUGACUUGAGUUAUAACCAGCUCACUGGGGCUAUACCUGUCGAACUGUGCAAGCUCAGGAACCUAGUGGGACUUGAUCUGAGCUAUAACUCGCUCACGGGUCCAGUCCCCAACGCAAUUGGGCAACUGGGUAUGCUUCAAAAACUAGACUUUAGCUCCAAUUUACUCACUGGAAGUGUUCCGAACAGCGUUGAGAAGCUGACUUCUUUGGUGUUCAUGGCACUGAGCAACAAUGGAUUUCAUGGAAAACCGCCGGUUGGAUUAGCGAAUUUGAAGGGAUUGGAGUAUUUGAUCAUGGAAAACAACCCAAUGUCUACCGAACUUCCGAUGGAGUUCGGCCAUCUCCCUAAGCUACAAGAGCUUAGACUUGCCGACUCCGGUUACUCCGGCGAAAUUCCUGCCAUCUUUUCACAGUUAUCGAAUCUAACCACAUUGUCGUUACAAAACAACCGAUUAACCGGAAAUAUCCCGCUAGGUUUAGGGAAUCUAUCACAUAUUUAUCACCUGAAUUUGAGCAAGAACUGGUUGAGUGGAGAGAUUCCCUUUGAUUCUGGUUUCUUGAAGAGACUGGGGAAGAAUUUGGAUUUAAGUGGGAAUGGGCAGUUGUGUUUGAAUCCGUUGCAAGCAUAUGAUUCUAUGAAGCUUGGAGUUGAUGUGUGUAAUAGAAGCAAUGCACGUGUAGGUAAUAGCAGUUCUAGGAUUCAGCCAUUGAAGAAAUCUGGAGGUCGAGUGGUUGAAUUUAGUAGGCCAGCUUUAUUCUUUAUGUUUCUUGGUUUGGGUUGUGUUGGAAUUUGA